AUGGCGACAGUGAACACAGAUGCCAUGGAUAAAGACACGUCCAGGUUUAAAAUCAUCUUUACCUUGCUGGUCUCCGGAAUAGAGUGCACCAUUGGCAUCGUUGGGAAUGGCUUCAUCACAGCUAUCUAUGGGGCGGAGUGGGCCAGAGGCAAAAGACUACCCAUUGGUGACCGCAUCCUUUUGAUGCUGAGCUUUUCCAGGUUCUUGCUACAGAUCUGGAUGAUGCUGGAGAAUACUUACAGUCUACUAUUGCGGGUCAUUUAUACCCAAAACGCAGUGUAUAAACUUUUCAAAGUCAUCAUCAUGUUUCUGAACUAUUCCAACCUCUGGCUUGCUGCCUGGCUCAAUGUCUUCUAUUGUCUUAGAAUUGCAAGCUUUAUUCAUCCUUUGUUCUCCGUGAUGAAGAGGAAAAUCAUGGUGCUGAUGCCUUGGCUUCUGAGGCUGUCACUCCUCAUCUCUUUAUGCUUCAGCUUUCCCUUCUUUAAAGAUAUCUUCACUGUGUAUGUGAAUAGUUCCAUUCCCAUCCCCUUCUCCAACUCCACUGAGAAGAAAUACUUCACUGAGACCAAUGUCUUCAAUCUGAUUCUUCUUUAUUAUCUGGGGAUCCUCAUUCCUCUGAUCAUGUUCAUCCUUGCAGCCACCCUGCUGAUCAUCUCUCUCAAGAGACACACCCUACACAUGGAAAGCAAUGCCACUGGCUUCAGGGACCCCAGCAUGGAAGCUCACAUGGGGGCCAUCAAAGCUAUCAGCUACUUUCUCAUUCUCUACACUUUCAAUGCAGUUGCUCUAUUUCUUUCUAUGUCCAACAUCUUUAAUGCUGAUAGUUCCUGGAAUAUUUUGUGCAAAAUCAUCAUGGCUGCCUACCCAGCUGGCCACUCAGUGCUACUGAUCUUGGGAAAUCCUGGGCUGAGAAGAGCCUGGAAGAGGUUUCAGAACCGAGUUCAUCUUUACCUAUAA
Messenger RNA from Equus quagga, 957 nucleotides. It is a transcript of the gene TAS2R40, whose product is annotated as taste 2 receptor member 40. Gene Ontology annotation, molecular function: G protein-coupled receptor activity; bitter taste receptor activity. The transcript has a single exon. Lineage: Eukaryota; Metazoa; Chordata; Mammalia; Perissodactyla; Equidae. The record is from RefSeq and is a predicted model, not a curated record. Gene Ontology annotation, cellular component: membrane. Bases 1 to 957 code for a protein of 318 amino acids. Gene Ontology annotation, biological process: G protein-coupled receptor signaling pathway; sensory perception of taste; detection of chemical stimulus involved in sensory perception of bitter taste.